Cylicocyclus nassatus is the source of this 333-nucleotide messenger RNA. The record is from the annotation of a GenBank genome assembly. NCBI's taxonomy places the organism in Eukaryota, Metazoa, Nematoda, Chromadorea, Rhabditida, Strongylidae.
AUGAAGAGAAUAUCUACAAAAUUGUUCGUGAAGGAAGAUCGAAAAAGCCGAGGGCCCUCGGGGGUCGGCAAUCGCACCUGGAAGGCACUAACGUGCCUCCUGCUAAAAGGCGUUAAGCAUUCUCCCCCUCCACCACGCACGCCCAAACUACCACCGCUGAAGGUCACCAGCAGCUCUUCUACUCAACCAGGGAGUGGGACUAUCGCUAGCGCAUCAAGGACGGACGACGAAGUGGAGCGUAUUGUAAAGGCUGUCACAGUCGCUCUUAUGAAGAAGGAAAAGCCCAACAAGGAAAAUGAAGACCCUUCGGAUGCGAUUUUCAAUGUUAAAUAG